AUGCUGGACCGGCCGGAGCUCCCCGCCUCCCUCAUGAAUUGCGAAAGCCCCGAAAGCCCCCAGCGUUUCGCCUGGCAAGUAUGUGCCACUCUAGCCGACGAUGCCGAGAGAUUAAGCAUCAGGGAGGAUGCAGUGGUGAAAGCUGAGGCUCAUGCUGCCAAGCUGAUAAACUGCCUGGAAGAGCACAUCGAUGAUCAGCAUACAGAUUCGAGAAAUGUGAUUCAAUCCAUUAUCAACAGCCUAUUUUCAAUCCGGGGAGAACACAGGGCCUUCGAGAUGCUCGUGGGGGUCGCUGGAGCCACGGGCGCAGGGAAAUCGUCAAUGCUCAAUGCUCUUUUGGGAUUUCGUGAAGUAUUCCCUUCAGGACAUCAAGGGGCAGCUACCGCGGUGCCAUGCAAAGUGUCAUGGAACUUUGACAACCGCCCCGGCUACAAGUGCAUUGCUAAUAUUUACUUCCAAUCCAAAGAGGAGAUUAUCAAGACUCCUGAGAUUCUUGUUGAAGCAUUUAUCGCCCGGGACAAUCCAGACGAGACUUCGUUUCAGAGCGAUAAAGAAAAAGAGGAUAAUCUUGAACAGAUGCAAAGCAAGGGCAUGGAAAAGGUCCGAGCUUUAUGGAAGCUCGAAGAAAAAGAUGUGCAGGAAAUCAUCGACGACGCGGGCUCAGAAAUCACAUACAGCGCAAGGCUCAUCUUCAAUAGUAACCCCGCGGUUGGUGAACUUUUGAAGUUAUCGAUGAAGACUAUCCACGCAUCCACCCCCGAGGAGCUGGCAGGCAUGACCAAACCGUACCUUGAUUCGACCGAGGCCACUCAUGGGAGUGGCACAAACUUUGCUGCUUGGCCACUUGUCAAAGAGGUCAGGUUAUUCUUGAGAAGUGAAAUUCUCAAAAAUGGAAUAUGCUUGGUCGACCUCCCUGGACAGGGAGAGAUGGAGGCGAGCAGGGCAGAGGUCGCUCAAAAGUAUUCAGACAAGAUCGACGUUACUAUGAUCGUCGCUCCAGUUCAUCGGGCUGCCGAUGAGCGUAUAGCGCAGAAGCUUCUGUCCAAGUUUCAUUCACUGCAAAUGCAGAUGGAUGGACGGUUCAACAAAGAAAAGUUCUCCGUUAUUCUUUCUAAAACUGAUCAAAUCGAAGCCGAUGAUUAUACAAACUUAUACGCAAAGGACAAAGAAGUGCAGCGCUUGAAGGAGGCGAUUCAAAUUGCCCGACAGGAAAAGAGGAACAGACCCAACAAUCGAAGACAAAGGAAGUUGCAAUCACGGGCCAAAUCUCUGAUGAGAUAUUUCGAGAGAAUUUCUCUUAAAAAUAUGAAGAAUAGGAAAGAGGAAAAGGAUCUAAUCAUUGACCAGAAGCCGAAGAAGACAGCAUCGCGGGAGGAGAGUAUGAAGUUUAACUCAUCUUUUAACAAUAAGUUGCACGCGAAAGCAUUGUUGAGGAAAAUCAAGGCAUGGAAAGACCGUGCCAAGAAAACCAAUAAACAAGCGGACUUUGAGAUUCAGAGGCUUGAUCACCAACUGACCCAUUGGGCCAUCUGGAAUAGAAACCGCCUUGUGGGUGAGCGUAUAGAGGAAAGCUUCCAGAGGCAGAGGACAGGUAACUCUCAGGGGCCCAGUGUCUCGAGAAAUGGGACGUUGGGAGUUACAGUCCUAGGAAUUAGCUCAACUGCAUUCUGGCAGCUCCAAAAUCUAAAAGGGGCAAGACUCGGGUUUCCCCGAGAGUCUUUCACUGGGAUCCCCAGGGUAGCGCAAUGGAUGCAUAAGGCUAUAUCCGGGUCUAGAGAGAAGCACCUUCUUUUGAUAUUGAACAAAUACCUUGUCAUCUUCAACAAGCUGCAGGCAUGGACGAAAAAUCCGGAGAAGUCAGAUCCGGUUAUGAACCAUGCUGAGAUUGAAGCUCGACUUUACAAAUCUCACCAGAAUUGUUUGAAAGAUCUGGAGAGUGUCUUCGACACUUUAUGCAAGAAAAUUGAAGAGUUUGACACUCUCAAAGAGAUCAACCCAAUCAAAUUUAAAUUUAAGAGGGAGAGCCAAUAUAUCACUGAAUCCUGGUCUUGGAAAGACCCAAAGUGCCCCAAUCGGCAGAAAAUAUGCUGGUCAACUUACAGAGCGAUAGUUUCUCGGCAGGGGUAUUGGAAGCACCCCAGCGGUAUUGAAUACAAUUGGAUUUUGGAUUUGGCGACACCUCUGCUCGAAACUCUGAAAGAAAACUGGCAGGGAGUCUCCGAGGAAUCAUUAUUGAGGCUACGAAAUGACGUUGAGACUAAAAUCAUCGACGCUUGGAAGAGUGAUGCAGUCGGCAAAAGUGAUUGGAAGCUUAGAGAAGAGUUCAUCAGCAUCUUCCCUGAAAUGGCGGCAAUUGGCACUAGUCUCUGCAGUCAAAUGAGCUCCCUAUUAGACGACUUUGCCAAAAGGGUCAAUGGCUUACAUUCUUUGAUCGUUCCAAGUAUAGAGAACGCGCUCAGGCCCGUCUUUAACGAGGCUCUGCAAUACCAAGGCCCUAGAUCGCACGCCAAGCGCCAAAACUUUUUGGCAGAAAACGUUCCUUUGCAGUGUGAACGUUUAGUUCCAAGGCUGUGCCAAAGCAUGCGAUAUGCGUUUCAUGAGAGCCUGGGAGAGGUCAAAAGAGUCUCCAUGAAGAAAACCCUUGAGGCGAUUGAAGAGGCCAAGACCCAGGUCAACAUCCACGCCAGAGUUCUGUCUAACAACGGGCUAUCGGCAGGCGAGUUGAGUGAAAGUUGCCAAGGGAUCUUAGGGGCGUGGCUGGAAUCACCAGACAAAGACUUGGAUCACAUCCUGAAGCAAGACGCCUCAAUCCCCGAGAAAGUAACCAUUGGGCAUAUAAUGAGCAUGGAGGAAGCUCAUAGGUAUUUAUUCGGUGAUGGGUCGAUGGCUCAAACGGACACAGAGGAGAGUGAGAGCGAAAGCGACAAUGACAGCGACAAGGACAAGGACAACACUGGUAGCGAGAAGAAUCAGGAUGAGGAGAUGUCGCUUGGGGACGACGUCUCGAUACAAGACCUGGAAACGGAACUGAGAAACUUGGAGAAGCAGCGAAAGAAAAGCUAA
Molecule: messenger RNA, 3063 nt
Organism: Clonostachys solani
Lineage: Eukaryota; Fungi; Ascomycota; Sordariomycetes; Hypocreales; Bionectriaceae
Source: the annotation of a GenBank genome assembly